GUAGUUGAUUCAAUGUAAUUGUGAAUUUAUUAAAAAUUAUUUAAUUAAAUUUAACUUCAAUUAAUUUUUGCAAUUUUUACAACUAUAAUUUGAUUUAAGUCAUAACCAUAUAUAUGGACAAAUAAAAAUUAAAAAUAAAUGUGCACAACUUUCCAACAUUUUUAAUUUAACUACAGCAGCCAUUUUCGUUAAGUUUUCAUUGCUGUUUACAUAGAUCAGCAUUGCCGCAAACAAGAUCUGAAAUAUUUUGCGGUUUUAUAAAAUAUAUAUUUUGAUUCAAAUUUUAAAUAAAAAUCGAACAAAAUGUCUAGAAGUGUUCGAGCUGAAACGCGUAGUCGUGCUAAAGAUGAUAUAAAACGAGUGAUGCAAGCUGUUGACAAAGUGCGGCACUGGGAAAAGAAAUGGGUCACAAUAGGUGAUACUACAAUGAAAAUUUAUAAAUGGGUACCUAUAUCGAAUUCAGAUAAAAAGAAGAUUAGCAUUAAUAAAAGUGACAAAGAAAAUUCACAGAAAGGCACACCCACGCCGCCACAAAUAACGCCGAGCUAUGCCGGCCUAACGGCGGAGGAUUCAAACACUUGUUUUUCAAUGGUAAGCGAUUCGCAAGGUGCUACUGAUUUUGUGUCGAGUAUGCCAUUUUCCGAAGACUCCAAUUCGCAAGGUAGUGACGGUCCUGUGAAACGUUUAAAAGGGUACAUACGCAUAUAAUAGAACCUUGACUUGCGAACCAAUAGUUAUGUAACUUAAAAACUGCGACCCAUCUGUUGGUUUAUAUAAAAUUUCAUACAUAUUUACAUAAAAAUGUGACGUUCCUAUGUUUGUUCAUUUAAUUAUAUAAAAAUAAUUUAACUGACAGUGUGACGUUGCAGGAAGCAGUUGGGGUAAAAUUGUCACAGUGAAAACAUAUUGGCACAACGCAAACCAAACAAUGAGAUUUUCUACGUUGCCCCGCACCACAGAUACAAGAUACAGGGUCAUUGUGCCGGCAUAAAGAAACUGUGUAACGCAAAGGAAAACAAUGAACAAUUUUUCAUACAAGACUAUUAGCGAUAGUAGCGAGAGAUUCGGGAAUGAAUUCGCGAUAAAUGGAAUGUUUUGCGCAUGAAUCCAAAACUGAGAACAGAGCUACUGAACAUCUUUACACUUACCCCACCACAGAACCAACAAACAACAAAUUCCAAACUCAAAAAAUGUACCAAUAAUAUUUUGAUUCUAGAAUGUUUUCAUCGAUUUCGUUCAUAGGGAAUAAAACAGAUGCAACAGCACAGAUACAUUCUGGUAGAGAUGCACGCAGAGCGCGAAAUUUAUAAAAAAAAAUAUUAAAUAUAUAUAUGU
This is a messenger RNA of Teleopsis dalmanni, 1335 nucleotides long. It is a transcript of the gene BCL7-like, whose product is annotated as B-cell CLL/lymphoma 7 protein family member A. The record is from RefSeq and is a predicted model, not a curated record. Lineage: Eukaryota; Metazoa; Arthropoda; Insecta; Diptera; Diopsidae. The transcript is spliced from 4 exons. Bases 304 to 708 code for a protein of 134 amino acids.